AUGGCGUGGGGAAAACCGAGCGCCGAACCCCCGGCGUGGCUCGCGAUGUGCGCGGCGAACGACGCGCGGUUGACGUCGAUCAUCGUUCCGCGAUCGCGCGCGUUCGAUGAGGAGACGCAAAUCGCGCUGGCGAAGGCGUUGGAGGAGAACGAACGCGUGCUCGAGGUGUACGCGUCGGGACACGCGGUGAGCGUGACGGCGGCGAGGGCGUUCGCGGUGAUGUUGGCGGUGAACGUGACGCUGAAAUCGAUAUGCUUGGGGGAUGAGAAUUUUGGUGGCAUGGUGGAGGUGGAGGGCGAUGGGAGGGCGACGAGCGCGCUGCAGGAGACGCUUCGCGGGUGCGCGCACGCCGCCGCGCUGGAGACGAUGGAUCUCGAGCGCAAGGGGGUGACGAACGACGACGGCGAGGCGAUCGGAAAAGUUUUAUCGCAGAGUGCGACGAUGCGUGAGGUGCGUUUGGGGCGGAACGAAGGUUUGGGGGCGGAGGGAUACUCAAAGGCGUUCGCGGGCGCGAGCGAGAGCGUUUCGCUGGAAAUACUCGAUCUCACCGAUAACGUCCUGGAUGACGCGAGCGCGCGUGCUUUGGGAGCGCUUUUAAGCUCUUCAUGCCCGAUUAAGCGCCUCGGGUUGACCAGAUGCGAGAUCGGGACGGAGGGAUUGCGCGCGCUCGGCGACGGUUUGACGUCUCGGGCGAGCGUGGAGCGCUUGGAGCUGAGCGGGGUGAAACUCGGUACUGGAGGCGCAGCCGCGCUGUUCGGCGCGCGAACGACGACGACAAACGUUCUCGAGAUCGAUCUCACGCAGUGCGGGAUCGAAGACGAGGCCGAUGUCCAGGCGCUCAGCGGGUUUCUGGGCGCCUCUCCGAAAUUACUCGGCGUAAAUUUGCGCGGAAACGCGUUCGGCGACGCCGGCGCGUCGUCACUCGCUGUGGGCGCGUUUGCGUCGCGAGCGCCGGAAUCCCUCGAUCUUGGAUCGUGCAAGCUGACCGCCGGCGCGAUGGAUGCGUUGUCUAACGCGAUCAAGUCCUCGAAAACGCUCUCGCUCUUUGACAAUGCGCUCGGAGACGAAGGCGUCGCCAACAUUUUUGCACAGUCCUCCGGUUCAUCUCUGGAGGUCUUGGACCUCGGCGCCGUUGGCUUGAGUGUCGACGGUCUCCGCGCCGUCGUCGUCGCUCUGCGGAACCCCGAGGCGUUCGAGCGCUUGCACACCUUGAUCGUAGGCGGCAAUCCGGGGUGUCAAGCCGACGACUGGGAGCGCGUCGUCUCCGACCUCCGCUCGAAUCGCCCCAACCUCGACGUCGCCUGGCGCGCCGCCGAUGGUAACUCCGACGACGCCAAUCGACUCAAGCGCGACGACGCCGGACGCGUCAUCGCCAUCGAAUAG
Ostreococcus tauri is the source of this 1383-nucleotide messenger RNA. RefSeq names its product Leucine-rich repeat, ribonuclease inhibitor subtype. The transcript has a single exon. Gene Ontology annotation, cellular component: perinuclear region of cytoplasm; nucleus; cytosol. The record is from RefSeq and is a predicted model, not a curated record. Gene Ontology annotation, biological process: activation of GTPase activity; nucleocytoplasmic transport. Lineage: Eukaryota; Viridiplantae; Chlorophyta; Mamiellophyceae; Mamiellales; Bathycoccaceae. The coding region runs from base 1 to 1383 and encodes 460 amino acids. Gene Ontology annotation, molecular function: small GTPase binding; GTPase activator activity.